AUGAAUCACUUGGAGGAAGAAGAGAGAGUGAGCGCAGGUAUUCUGAGUUCUGAUGUUUCAGCAUCAGCACGGGUGAAGUUGGUCCACAAUCUAGAAGGGAUGAGAUAUUUCCGGCCCUUUCCUCGGUAUUACAGGCAUCUCUUGGCUUUUAUUUUUGCCAUUGAUGAGAUAAAUAAGAACACUGAUAUCUUACCCAACCAGACUCUGGGGUACCACGCGCUGGACUCCUGCGGAGACGCCAACUUGGCCGUUAGUAACGUGAUACAGAUAUUAUCUGGAGCCACCGUCACCGUUCCAAAUUACUCCUGCGGGCAACACGGACAGCUGGCCGGGGUGAUUGGAGAUCUGUCUUCACAAACAUCGACACAAAUAGCAAACGUAUUAAGAUCAUUUGGAUACCCACAGAUCAGCUUUGGUGCAACAGACCCCAUUCUGGCAAACAAACAGUUAUAUCCAUCGUUUUUCCAGACUCUUUAUAAUGACCGCGUUCAGUGUCUCGCCAUCAUAAAGUUACUCAAACAUUUUGGAUGGACAUGGGUCGGUAUCCUUACGUCAGAUGACGAUAGCGGGGAGGCGCAGAGUCGAGAAAUACAAAGACUAGCAAACGAAAAUGGAAUUUGCAUUGAAUUCAUCCUGAAGUCCCAACCGAAGCAAAGCUUUAAAAUAAUCAAAACCAACAAACAGAUCCUUAGGAACUCAACCUCUCAGAUUCUUGUGAUAUGUGGUUCGGUUUCGUUGUGGUCAGCGUAUAUAGAUGAGAGUGAAGGUGGCGAUAUGUACAAAAAGACUGUAAUUAUCCCAGCGAGUUGGACCCUUCACUUCCAUGGUGAUAAUAGCUCCAUAUCCUUAUCCACAUUUAACGGCAGUCUCGUAUUCACACGUUCCCAUAAAUCUAUUCCCACCAUGCAGGACUUCUUUGAGAAUAUAAAUUUUAUGUACCGUCCCACUGACACUUUACUAGAAGAGAUCUGGGCUGCGUAUUUCUCCUGCGAGACCUCAAACUCAGACUGGAACUGGAUAAUUGAGUAUACGUACGGGACUCGCCUCCAUAACUGCAGUAUGAACAGAAAUAUGACAGAGUUUGCCAGUCACUUAUACAACUCCAAGAGUUUUGGAACCCCAUAUCAGGUUUAUAAAGCAGUUUAUGCCAUGGCUCAUGCUCUGAAUGACUUUAAUAUGUACAUGGAGAGGCACUCCAAAAGAAAUUCUACUUGGUCGCAUAAACGAAUGCGGGAGUAUUUUCUGAAAAGAGUUCGUUUUAAAGAUCCCACCGGAGAAGAUGUGUAUUUCAAUAAAAAUGGGGAAAUGACAAAUGUUUACCAUAUUCAAAAUUAUGUUAUUUCAAGAAAUGGGGCCUACUUUGACCAACUUGUUGGGACUUUCAGCGUGUCCUCUGAAGGAGAGCGACUCACCAUCAACGACAGUGAAAUAAUAUGGAAAUACGGCACUACUGAGAUUCCUCGUUCUCGAUGUUCUGAUGACUGUCCUCCUGGCCACAGAAGAGUUUUACGUAAAGGGAAACACACCUGCUGCUUCGACUGUGUGCUGUGCUCCGAAGGAGAGAUAUCGAAUCAAACAGAUGGAGGGUCAUGCACAAAGUGCCCAGAUGACCAAUGGCCAAAUGAGACAAAGGAAAAGUGUGUUGAGAAACCCACUGAAUAUUUAUCGUACAAAACUGAUUUAAUAGCCAUAGCCCUGUCUACUAUUACUGUAUUUUUGUUUGUCAUAUCCGCCAAUAUUUUGGGUAUUUUUAUUUUAUAUGGGGACACUCCCAUUGUGAAGGCCAAUAACCGGAAUCUGAGCUUUAUACUUCUUGUCUCCAUUAUGUUGAGUGACCUCUCUGUGCUGUUGUUUCCUGGUCAUCCUACAGACGCAACCUGCAUGCUGCGUCAAACCUCAUUUGGAAUCAUCUUCUCGGUAGCUGUGUCUUCUCUGUUGGCCAAGACCAUCAUGGUCUGCAUCGCUUUCAAAGCCACCAAACCCGGCAGCACCUGGAGAAAAUGGAUUGGUGUUAAAAUACCCAACUGUGUGGUGUUUGUCUGCUCAUUUAUCCAAAUUGUAAUUAGCAUCUGCUGGUUGUCAAUUUCUCCUCCGUACCAGGAAAUGAACACUCACUCCUACCCUGGAAAGAUCAUUAUUCAGUGUAAUGAGGGGUCAGUAGUUGCUUUUUACACUGUUCUGGGGUACAUGGGCUUCCUGGCCGCUGUGAGUUUCGUUGUCGCUUUCCUGGCCAGAAAAUUGCCGGACGGUUUCAAUGAAACCAAAUACAUCACCUUCAGCAUGCUGAUCUUCUGUAACGUCUGGAUCUCUUUUAUCCCGGCUUAUAUGAGCGUCAUGGGCAAAAACACAGUGAUUGUAGAGAUUUUUGCUAUACUAGCAUCAAGUUCUGGAAUACUAGGUUGCAUAUUUUUCCCAAAGUGUUAUAUUAUAUUGUUUAGACCUAGUUUAAAUAAAAAGGGUUAUUUAUUUAAAGUACCUCACUGA
Molecule: messenger RNA, 2484 nt
Organism: Spea bombifrons (plains spadefoot toad)
Lineage: Eukaryota; Metazoa; Chordata; Amphibia; Anura; Pelobatidae
Product: vomeronasal type-2 receptor 26-like
Exons: 7
Coding region: 1-2484 (827 amino acids)
Biological process (GO): G protein-coupled receptor signaling pathway
Cellular component (GO): membrane
Molecular function (GO): G protein-coupled receptor activity
Source: RefSeq, a predicted model, not a curated record